Messenger RNA from Punica granatum (pomegranate), 1828 nucleotides. NCBI's taxonomy places the organism in Eukaryota, Viridiplantae, Streptophyta, Magnoliopsida, Myrtales, Lythraceae. The record is from RefSeq and is a predicted model, not a curated record.
GCUAAAAAAGAGUCGGACAAAGAGAUGAAUCAAGCGGCCAAAUUCUCAUCUUCGCCGGAAGACUCCCUUCCCCAUUGGCUCCCCUGAUCUCAUCAUCCUUCAGAUAAGCUUCUUGGUAAAAGAAUCAGCUUCAGCCCAUUUGAGCGAAGUUCAUCUUCAAAUCGUCCCACCCCACUUUCUGAUUCGGGGCUUCUGUGAUUGAACCAUGGCCUCUGCGAUGUUCACUGCUCCCUGCGGUGUCCGUUCUGCCGAGGGCGCCGACUGCCAAAACUAUGUGGGUCUCCGACCAAACACCGGCUUGAAGUUCAAUGCUUCCGUUACUGUUAAAACUGCGAUGAAUGCUCGGCGGCUGUUUGCCGUGAGGGCGAGCGAGAAGCGCGAUGAGUCCAUUAAGAAGCUCGGGAUGACUGAUGCGGAAUGUGAGGCUGCCGUAGUGGCUGGGAAUGCUCCGGAUGCCCCUCCUGUUCCUCCGAAACCUGCCUCUCCCGCUGGAACCCCUGUGGUCUCUUCUCUGCCACUUAGUCGGCGUCCUCGUCGUAAUCGGAGGACUCCUGCAAUGAGGGCAUCCUUCCAGGAAACUAAUCUCUCACCUGGAAACUUUGUAUACCCGCUUUUCAUUCAUGAAGGUGAGGAGGAUACACCAAUCGGAGCUAUGCCUGGAUGCUAUAGGCUUGGGUGGAGGCAUGGACUAAUUGAGGAGGUUGGGAAAGCUCGGGAUGUUGGUGUCAACAGUGUUGUACUCUUCCCCAAAGUUCCUGAUGCUUUGAAGACUCCCACAGGUGAUGAAGCAUACAAUGACAAUGGCUUGGUUCCACGAGCUAUCAGAUUGCUCAAGGAUAAGUACCCCGACCUCGUUAUCUACACUGAUGUUGCUUUGGAUCCUUAUUCCUCGGAUGGGCAUGAUGGUAUUGUUCGAGAAGAUGGGGUUAUACUGAAUGAUGAAACAGUGCAUCAGCUAUGCAAGCAAGCCGUUUCCCAGGCCCGAGCUGGGGCAGAUGUUGUCAGCCCUAGUGAUAUGAUGGAUGGUCGAGUUGGAGCAAUUCGAGCAGCUCUUGAUGCUGAAGGGUUCCAGCAUGUUUCCAUCAUGUCCUACACGGCGAAGUAUGCCAGUUCGUUUUAUGGUCCAUUUAGAGAGGCAUUGGACUCUAACCCACGUUUUGGUGACAAGAAGACUUAUCAGAUGAAUCCAGCUAACUAUCGGGAGGCUUUAGUGGAGCUCCGUGCUGAUGAAGCCGAAGGAGCCGACAUUCUUCUGGUGAAACCUGGUCUGCCUUACUUGGAUGUUAUAAGGCUUCUCCGAGACAAUUCUCCUCUACCAAUUGCUGCAUAUCAGGUGUCGGGAGAGUACUCAAUGAUAAAGGCUGGUGGGGUCCUCAAAAUGAUUGAUGAAGAGCGGGUCAUGAUGGAGUCACUGAUGUGCCUCCGGAGGGCAGGGGCUGACAUUAUUCUCACCUACUUUGCACUACAAGCUGCCCGAUGUUUAUGCGGGGAGAAGAGGUGAGGAGCUCCGGUGAGUGAGAGGAUGCAGCGGUUGCGAUAUAUGUUCAGACAGAGCCUUUUGUAGUGUUGGUGAAAUCCCCCAUGAGCCAUUUUAUUUUAUUUUUUUUGUUUUCUUUUUCUUUUUCUUUUUCCUUUAAAGGUUAAUGAUAGUUAAUCCAGGGGGAAAUAAGAAUGGAGUCAAUCAAGACUGUUGAUUUACGGGUACAUGUACUGAGAGUUGAAUUGAAGAGAAUAUUCAUUAUUAUUGUUCGGUCCCAGUUCUGCGGCCAAAUAUUCGGGAUCCAACAAUUCUCAAUGCAGAAGCAGUUUCGGAUCUUCGUUUGAUAAA